GGUGUCUUUGGGGUUUGUCUGAUUAUGAAUAAAUGUGAUAUUUAUGACAUUUGUUAUUAUUAUCAAUGUAGAGAAAACGUCUGAUGCUUUGCUUUCUCUCCACACUGUAAUUAUGCAAGUAAAUUAUCUCGCUUAAGUAUAUUAGGAUAAAUAGUAAAGACAAAAAGGAAGAAUGAAUCAGUGAAAGUAAACAAAGCAAAGCUACAUUUAUAACGAAACAUACACAUAUUAAUCCAUGUGGUAUUAUAUAAUUAUUACUUUUUUGGUAAACAUUAUAUAAUUAUUACUUCAUUAAGCUGGUACCUAUAUUAAAGUAUUAUCAUAAUAAAUAAUUUUAACAUACGGAUUAAUAUAACCAAAUUUAUAAAGGUUCCAGCUGGAAAAUAAAGUGAGAAUAAUGCACAGUCUAAUUCGGCGGCUCGAUUCGUGUUGUUGAAGAACUUUUUAAAAUAAUAAUCUCCAUGACAAAUUAAUGACAAUGACAUUUAAGUUUUCUUAAAUGUGAUAAUUGAGUGCUUCAAAUAACGUGGAAUAGUUAAGUUGAAUCCAAUAUUACUAGUUGGAUUUGGAUUAAUUACUCCCUGCAUCAAAUUAAUGGUCUACGUUAUAAAUACUACAAUACGUUCCAUUUCUAAAAUCAGUACAAUCAUUAAAGUUUCGUAUUUAUUUCAGGAGUACUACGUAUGAUACAAAAAAGGAAUUUUUGAGAAUAUACAUUGUGUAUUACAUACGAUACGACAAACCAGCCCGCACUAUGAUAAAACUUCUAAGCAAUUAUUGUUCUUUGGAUAAGCAAACAAAACAUGAGAAUUAAAAGAAAAAAAAUCAGUAAUGCAAGCCUGAUGUGUAUAACAAACAUGCAAAUUCUAUAGUCUGUUCAGUAAUUGAUAUUUUCAUAAUAAAUGUUUAUUGUUUCAAGAUGACUGAUUGAUCAUUUGGAUGGAUUUCUUAACAAUUGGUUUUAUUGGGCUGGUAUUUGAAUUAUAUGUAAAUACAUGGGCUUUUAUAGAAAACGUUUAAAGAAAGGGAUAAUAUAUGUAAAUGAGGGAAAAAGACACGAAAAACAAAAACAAAAUAAAAGGAGGCCAAAGCCACCACCACACCACUGAACAGAACUUCCCUCUAUAACACGCAAACUCAGCUUCAACGCCUCUCUCUUUUUUUUCUCUCUCCUCGCCGUGAAGUCUGCGGAGGAGAAUCUAUCUGAUCUCUCAAUAUUCCGAUCUGUAAUAAGUGAUCGUUAGAUAGAUAGUUAGUGUGGGGGAGUUUCCUCAAAUCUGAGUCUCCAACACUUGAAGAAAUCAAACUCGUUUGUUUCUCAUCUGAUUCAAUCUUUAUACGACGAUGUUUUGUGAUUGCUUCUACUGGAACCAAGAAAAUUCCGAGUUGGAACUGGACUCGUCCGAGUCAAAGCCUUUCUCGCUUCCGUCUCCUCUUCCUCGAUGGCCACAAGGCACAGGUUUUGCUACUGGAAAGAUAAACCUCGGAGAGAUCCAAGUGGUGAAAGUCACCGAGUUCGAUAGAGUUUGGAAAUGUAGCAAGACACGUGGCGGUAAAUCGAGAUGUGCCUCUUUUUACAAACCUGUGGGGAUACCAGAAGGUUUCCAUUGCCUUGGCCAUUACUGUCAGCAAAACAACCAGCCAUUGAGAGGCUUUGUUCUUGCAGCUCAAGCUAACGAUCCCGACCAUCAUGCGGAUCGCCCUGCGCUGAAGAAACCAGUGAACUAUACUUUAGUCUGGAGUUCAGAUUCAGACUGCUACUUCUGGUUGCCUAAUCCUCCCGUUGGCUACAAAGCCGUGGGAGUUAUCGUCACAGACGAAUCAGAGGAGCCUGACACCGAAGAAGUUAGAUGCGUAAGAGAGGAUCUCACAGAGACUUGCGAAACACGCGAGAGGAUUCUCGGCGUAGGUUCCUUUAACGUGUGGAGCACGGAACCAUGCUCCAGAGGGAUUUGGUCACGAGGCGUGGCGGUUGGGUCAUUCUUUUGCUCUACUAAUGAUAACAAAGCCGACAUGAACAUUGCCUGUCUGAAAAAUCUUGACCCUAGCUUACAAGCGAUGCCGAAUCUCGACCAGGUCCACGCGCUUAUUCAACAUUACGGACCAACGGUCUACUUCCACCCUGAAGAAACUUACUUACCUUCCUCCGUCCCAUGGUUCUUUAAAAACGGAGCUUUAUUAUACCGGUUUGGUAAACCGGAAGGAGAACCGAUUAACUCAACCGGUUCGAACUUGCCAUCAGGUGGAAAAAACGACGGGAGCUACUGGAUUGAUCUCCCUCAAGAAGACGAGGAAGUCGCAAACAAUCUCAAGAAGGGAAACAUAGAGAGCUCAGAGCUUUACGUCCACGUGAAGCCAGCGCUCGGUGGGAUCUUCACCGACGUUGUCAUGUGGAUCUUCUGUCCCUUUAACGGUCCCGCUACGCUCAAGAUCGGUCUUCUCACCGUCCCCAUGAACCGUAUCGGUGAGCACGUUGGUGACUGGGAGCAUUUCACGUUCCGGAUAAGCAACUUCAACGGCGAGCUUACUCAGAUGUUCUUCUCGCAGCAUAGCGGUGGCGGGUGGGUUGAUGUGUCUGAUCUUGAGUUUGUCAAAGGAAGCAACAGACCGGUUGUGUACUCGUCCAAACACGGACACGCGAGUUUCCCACACCCGGGGAUGUAUCUCCAAGGCUCGUCCAAGCUUGGGAUUGGAGUGAGAAACGAUGUAGGGAAGAGCGAGUUUGUGGUGGAUUCUAGUCAGAGGUAUAGAGUCGUGGCGGCGGAGUAUUUAGGGGAAGGAGUGGUUUUGGAGCCGUGCUGGCUGCAGUACAUGAGAGAGUGGGGACCAACUAUAGUGUAUGAUUCUGCAGCUGAGAUUGAUAAGAUCAUUAAUCUUUUGCCUUUGAUUGUGAGGUUCUCUAUUGAGAAUCUGUUUCCUAUUGCGCUUUAUGGAGAGGAAGGUCCUACGGGACCAAAGGAGAAGGAUAACUGGGAGGGAGAUGAGAUGUGUUGAAGAAAGGUUUUGGCUGAGCUUAAUAUGGAUCUGCGAAAACAGAGCUCCUCUGUUUACGUGAAGUGUGUUGUGUAAUAUUGUGUAGAUGUGAUAAUGUAAAGUCUUCUUAUUUGGACAUUGGUUUAGCCAUUUUAGUUACCACGUGAUAUUAUAUCACGGAAAAUCAUUUAGUAAUAUUAUAAAAAAAACUUAAAAUAAUGGUUCACA
Messenger RNA from Brassica rapa (field mustard), 3201 nucleotides. RefSeq lists its product as uncharacterized. The record is from RefSeq and is a predicted model, not a curated record. Lineage: Eukaryota; Viridiplantae; Streptophyta; Magnoliopsida; Brassicales; Brassicaceae.